Molecule: messenger RNA, 849 nt
Organism: Galendromus occidentalis (western predatory mite)
Lineage: Eukaryota; Metazoa; Arthropoda; Arachnida; Mesostigmata; Phytoseiidae
Exons: 1
Coding region: 1-849 (282 amino acids)
Biological process (GO): DNA integration
Molecular function (GO): nucleic acid binding
Source: RefSeq, a predicted model, not a curated record
AUGGGCAAAGAUAUCGAAGGGUUGGUGAAGAGUUGCAGGCACUGCAUCCAACACGCCGCAAAUCCGCGCAAGAUACCGCUGCAGCCCUGGCCCGAUCCAAAAAGUCCGUGGACUCGAAUUCAUUUGGAUUACGCCGAACCUCAGAGAGGAAAAAUUUUCCUGGUCAUCGUUGACAGCUUCUCCAAAUAUCUCGAUGCGGCGUGGAUGACUCAAGCCACUAGUCAGACUCUGAUUGCCUACAUGAGAGUCGUGUUCCGACAUUUCGGCCCACCACAAACGAUUGUUUCGGACAACGGGCCGCAAUUCGUUUCAGUGGAGUUCGCAAGAUUCUGCGAGGAAUUCGGAAUCACCCACCUGCGUAUCGCUCCUCGACAUCCGCAAAGCAACGGCCAGGCGGAGAGGAUGGUCGCAACGUUAAAGAACGCGAUUUCUUCUGAUCCGAAGUCUCUGGAUGAAGCGGUGGCCGCUUACAAUUAUACUCCGUGUUCCGCUAUCGGUGACUUAACACCGGCCGAACUGUUUUUCGGACGCAAGCUCCGAACGCCUCUCGAUUCCUUCCGCAAGGAGCCGGUCUCGGAUUUCUCUACCACCUCUUACCAACGACGUAUGAAGGAGUAUUUCGACACCCAGCAUGGCGCGCUUCCACGUUCUCUAUCAUUGGGAGAGGAAAUCACGAUAGAGCUGGCCAAUGGCUCCCGGGUCCGAGGUGAAAUCAGCGGUUUCAGGGGCGACGCCUUGGUUUUGGUUUCGGUGGACGGGAAAGAGCACGUACGUCACAGGAACCAGGUCUGGAAAAGGGCUCAGGGCGCACCGGAACCUCUGAGCGUGGACAAUGAGGAACUUCAAUGA